Megalobrama amblycephala (Wuchang bream) is the source of this 6598-nucleotide messenger RNA. Its product is annotated as NACHT, LRR and PYD domains-containing protein 12-like. Gene Ontology annotation, biological process: regulation of apoptotic process. The transcript is spliced from 18 exons. The record is from RefSeq and is a predicted model, not a curated record. Lineage: Eukaryota; Metazoa; Chordata; Actinopteri; Cypriniformes; Xenocyprididae. Bases 380 to 5710 code for a protein of 1776 amino acids. Gene Ontology annotation, molecular function: protein binding.
AAUAAAUGCAAGGCUAGUGAAGAGUCCACAGGUGUUUGUGUGCUAUUUACUCAAUCUAAAAACUAGAACACACGACACUGUUGUGCUGAUGCAGUGUAUGCGGUCCGGGUCACGUGAGUUCCGCACGACUCUCUCCUUCAGGAAACACUCUGGAUCGAAAGCAGAAGUUUAAACUUCAUGGAUGAGAAGACGCCAUUUCGGAGACUCUCACAAAUAUUACCACUUUACGUUUUACUAGCAAAGCAACAGGAGUCAUGUUUGCCUGACCAUCACACACAUUGUUUGACUAAAUCAGAGGAAUGUUUCACACUGCGGUUAAAGUGAAAAGGCCAGGUGUCAGUUCCUCAAUAUAAAGAAAAUAGAGAACGUUGCAUCUAAAAUGAUGCAGGAGACUCCGAGAUCUUCAUCUCCAGAACCCAACUGUGUGUCUCUGAAGAGUGACAAACCACUGCAUCAUCCUCCUGAUCUCAGUGAUGAAGCAGUGACCUCUGACCCCAGCAGAGGGAGUCAGAGAGCUUCAUCUCCAGAGCCCAGCUGUGUGUUCCUGAAGAGUGACAAAUCACUGCAUCAUUCUCCUGAUCUCAGUGAUGAACCAGUGACCUCUGACCCAAUCACUGUGUAUGGAGAUGAUCAGACUGGAGACCAUGAUUCUCCUCAAUCAGUAAUUGAUGAGCUGCAGAGAGUCAAAGACCGACACAAAACCAGCAUGAAGAACAAGUAUGAGAGAUUAUUUGAGGGACUGAAACUCAAGGAGAAUGAAACCCUCCUGAACAGGAUCUACACACAGCUCUACAUCAUAGAGGGAGAGAGUGAAGGAGUGAAUGAAGAACAUGAGGUUUUACUGAUGGAGAAAAAAGCAAGAACACAACACUCACAAGAAACUCCAAUCUACUGCAAUGACAUCUUUAAAGCCUCACCUGAACCAGGAUGUGAGGAGAAAGACCAAAUCAAGACUGUUCUAACUAAAGGCAUCGCUGGAAUUGGAAAAACCGUCUCUGUGCAGAAGUUCAUUCUUGACUGGGCCGAGGGAAAAGACAAUCAGGAUGUAGAUUUCAUGUUUGUGCUUCCAUAUCGAGAGCUGAACUUGAUCCAAGAUCAUCAGUACAGUCUUCACAGACUUCUGCUGGACUUUCAUCCUGAACUUCAAGAUCUGGACUCAAAGAUUUAUGAGGAGAGUAAAGUUGUGUUCAUCUUUGAUGGUCUGGAUGAAAGCAGAAUCACAGAGUUUUCAGAUGAAUUUUCAGAUGUUCAGAAAGUUUCUGGUGUGACUGAGACUUCAUCAGUGGGUGUGUUGAUGUCAAACCUCAUGAAAGGAGAUCUGCUUCCCAAUGCUCUCAUCUGGAUCACCUCCAGACCAGCAGCAGCCAGUCAGAUCCCCUCCAAAUACAUCAACCGUCUGACAGAGAUUCAGGGAUUCAAUGAGCCUCAGAAGGAGGAAUAUUUCAGGAAGAGAAUCAGUGACGAGCAUCAAGCCAGCAGAAUCAUCUCACACAUCAGAAGAGCAAGAAGCCUCCACAUCAUGUGCCACAUACCCGUCUUCUGCUGGAUCUCAUCCACUGUGCUUCAGAAGCUCCUGAAUGAAGAUCUGAGUGCAGAAAUCCCUCAAACUCUGACAGAAAUGUACAUCCACUUCCUGCUGAUUCAGAUCAACAUGAGGAAUCAGAAGUAUGAAGAGAAAAAAACAAAAGAACUUCUCAAGUCCAACAGAGAAGUGAUUGUGAAACUUGCUGAAGUGGCUUUCAAGCAGCUGAUGAAGGGCAAUGUGAUGUUCUAUGAGGAGGACCUGAGAGAGAGUGGCAUAGACGUCACUGACGCCUCAGUGUAUUCUGGGAUUUGCACUGAGAUCUUUAAGGAGGAAUCUUUGAUUCUUCAGAGAAAAGUCUACAGCUUUAUUCAUCUGAGUGUCCAGGAGUUUCUUGCUGCUUUCUAUGUGUUUUACUCACAUGUGGUCAAGAACAAAGAGCCACUGCAUGAAUUCAGAUAUUAUAUAUUGAAUCAAGCCUCUCUGGAUGAUCUACUAAGAUCAGCAGUAGAUGAAGCCCUCUGGUGUAAGAAUGGACACCUGGAUCUGUUUCUGCGGUUCCUGCUGGGCAUCUCACUGGAGUCAAAUCAGAGACUCUUACAGGAUCUUCUGACACACACAGAGAACAGCUCAGAGAGCAUCAGGAAAACCACACAAUACAUUAAAGGCAAGAUCAAAGAUAAAUUGAAUCGUUAUCAUCUAUCAGCCGAUACAUCCAUGAAUCUGUUUCUCUGUCUGCUGGAAAUGAAAGAUCAGACUCUGUCCAGAGACAUUCAGGAGUUUGUGAAAUUAGACAAAUAUUCAGAGGAGAAACUCUCUCCUGCUCAGUGCUCAACAAUCUCCUACAUGAUUCAGAUGUCAGAGGAGGUUCUGGAUGAACUGGAUGCCACGAAAUACAACACAUCAGAUGAGGGUAGAAGAAGACUGAUACCAGCUCUGAUCAACUGCAGAAAAGCUCUCCUUACUGGCUGUAAUAUCACUGGUCAGGAUUGUGAAAUUAUGACAUCAGCUCUUCAAUCCUCAAACUGUGUCCUGAGAGAGCUGGAUCUGAGUAACAAUUACCUGCAGGAUUCAGGAGUGAAGCUGCUCUCUGAUGUACUGAAGAGUCCAAACUGUCAGCUGCAGAUACUGAGGUUGUCUGGCUGUAUGAUGACAGAGGAAGGCUGUGGUUAUGUGUCUUCAGCUCUGAGUUCAAAUCCAUCACGCCUGAGAGAGAUUGAGCUGAGUAACAAUGACCUGCAGGAUUCAGGAGUGAAGAUUAUUUCUGAUGGACUGACAAGCCCAAACUGUCGGCUGCACACACUGAGGUUGUCUGGCUGUAUGAUGACAGAGAAAGGCUGUGGUUUUGUGUCUUCAGUUUUGAUUUCAAACCCCUCAUAUCUGAGAGAACUGGAUCUGAGUAACAAUGACCUGCAGGAUUUAGGAGUGAAGAUUAUUUCUAAUGGACUGAUAAGCCCAAACUGUCAGCUGCACAUACUAAGGUUGUCUGGCUGUAUGAUGACAGAGGGAGGCUGUGGUUAUAUGUCUUCAGCUUUGAGUUCAAACCCCUCACACCUGAGAGAGCUAGACCUGAGCAGCAAUGACCUGCAGGAUUCAGGAGUGAAGAUUAUUUCUGAAGGACUGAAGAGUCCAAACUGUCAGCUGCAGAAACUGAAGUUGUCUGGCUGUAUGGUGACAGAGGAAGGCUGUGGUUAUGUGUCUUCAGCUCUGAGUUCAAACCCCUCACACCUGAGAGAGCUGGAUCUAAGCUACAAUCACCCAGGAGAUUCAGGAGUGAAGCUGCUCUCUGACAAAUUGAAGGAUUGCUCACUGCAGAUACUCAAUGUGGAUCAUUGUAGCGAGUUCAGAAUUACAGCAGGACCACAAAAAUGGGCCUGUGAUCUCACACUGGAUCCAAACACAGCACACACUGAACUCAUUCUCUCUGAUGAGAACAGGAAGAUCACAAAUAUGAGAACAAAGCAGCCAUAUCCUGAUCAUCCAGAGAGAUUUGAUGAGUAUUUUCAGGUUCUGUGUGGAGAGAGUCUGCCUGGACGCUGUUACUGGGAGGUUGAAUGGAGCAGAGGUGCUGUUAUAUCAGUGUCAUAUAAAGGAAUCAGCAGGAAAGGAUUGAUGGAAGACUGUAUGUUUGGAUACAAUGACAAAUCCUGGAGUCUGGACUGCUUUAAUACUAAUUUCUAUGUCCGUCACAAUACAAACGGCACUUAUAUACCUGUCGACCGUUCAUCUUCUACUAGAGUAGGAGUGUAUGUGGACGUGUCGGCCAGGACUCUGUCCUUCUACACCGUCUCUGACACACACACACUCACACACUUACACACAUUCAACACCACAUUCACUGAACCCCUCUAUGCUGGAUUUAGAGUUGAUUAUUAUAAAUCCUCAGUGUGUCUGUGUGACAUUAAACAGCCUCCUGUGAGAAACAACAGUGAUACACACACAACCGGUGUGGAUCAUUGUGGAGAGUUCAGAAUUACAGCAGAACUACACAAAUAUGCCUGUGAUCUCACACUGGAUCCAAACACAGCAAACACUUAUCUCAUUCUGUCUGAGGAGAACAGGAAGGUGACUCGUGUGUUUCAGGAUCAGUCGUAUCCUGAUCAUCCUGAGAGAUUUGAUGUUACUCCUCAGGUUCUGUGUGGAGAGAGUCUGACUGGACGCUGUUACUGGGAGGCUGAAUGGAGCAGAGGUGCUGAAAUAUCAGUGACAUAUAAAGGAAUCAGCAGGAAAGGAGAGAGUGAAGACUGUGUGUUUGGAUACAAUGACAAAUCCUGGAGUCUGGAGUGCUCUAAUAAAAGUUUCUCUGCCCGUCACAAUAAGAACAGCACUAAGAUACCUGUCAUCAGUUCAUCCUCUAAGAGAGUAGGAGUGUAUGUGGACGUGUCGGCCGGCACUCUGUCCUUCUACAGCGUCUCUGACACACACACACUCACACACUUACACACAUUCAACACCACAUUCACUGAACCCCUCUAUGCUGGAUUUGGGGUUCAUUAUUAUAAAUCCUCAGUGUCUCUGUGUGACAUUAAUCAACCUCCUUUGAGAAACGACAGUGAUACACACACAACCAGGUUCUCUGACUCCAAACCUUCUGGGCUCAAUAUUCACCCACUGCUGAACUGUCAGUCUUGUGUCCAUAUAGCUGAUUCUGAUCAGUGGGUUCAGAUUGAUCCGUCGGCCUGUACAGAUGAAGGAGGGUCAAAGUUCAGGGUCAGCACUGACCCAGGCCGUUACGAGUGUGUCCGGACCAGAAUGCGAUGGGUCUGUGACUGUGACGUCACCCUUCAGUACUGUACCGUAGACGGACACUUCCUCAACACAGAGCUGGAGAGGCUGCAGUGUAACCGGAUCGGUCCAGUGAUUGACGUGAUGGUGAUCUCAGGGAAACUGGAGGAAGUUCAUCUGCCCCAUUACGCCUGUUUAGGAGAGUCUGACCCCUCUCUCAAAGAUGCUGUGAAAGUCCUCAGCGUAAAAGACGAGGGAAUAACCACAGAACCUGUGCAGUUGACCCGAUUCCAUGCUAAGAUUGUCCAACCAUCCUUCUCUCUUAAAACAUUAAUAAUAAGUUGGAUAAUGCAAGUAGAUGAACACUGUGAUCUUCUUCUCUACAUGCAUUCUAAAGUUCCUCUCAUUCUACAUGUCUACUUUUUCCCAUUUGAUGAUUGUGCAAAAGAAAAAGUUGAGAAGGAGGAAAAGUCAAGUUGUCCAAUCCCGCAUCCCAGACCUGACAGGCCAUUUCGGAUGAAAACGCCACACAUUCUUGACAUUUCUGGUGCCUUGACUAUCCAUCCCAAAGAAGGGAUCACACUCAGAAGAGAAACUCCUCCAAACUACUUCAAGGUCACAACACGUCUGGAGAAUGAUCUUCAAAUGACUCUUAUCAGAGAAGAGGAUAAGGAGGAGGUCUGGACUGCAACAAUUUUGAAAUAUGAACUUGAUCUGAUAAAUCCAAAGAGAGACGAGCCAAAUUUGAAUAGCGAAGCAGUGCAGAUGAGCAGUAACACUCCCACUGGAGACAGUGUUGGUGUAACAGCUGACACAGGUGCAAGUGUAAACGCUCCUGUACUCACUAGAAACACUAUCACGGGCCCAGUACACAUCAACUACAUCUUAAACCCUGCAGUACACAAUGCGGCAACAAGGAUCAAUGAAGACUCAGCUACAGAGGACAGUAAAUCUGAAAACUGAAACCAUCAUCCGUCACAUCAGGAAAUCCAGGAGUACAUCAUGUGCCACAUCCCCAUCUUCUGCUGGAUCUCUCUCACUGUUCUUCAGCCUCUGCUGGCUCGAGAGACCAACAACUCUCACAGAAAUGUACACAAACUUCUUGUGUCCAGUGGCACAACACUUUUUAGAGUUAAGACAUUUGACUUUGCAGUACGUUGGUGUUGAAGAUGUUAAACUUCCUCGAAGAGGGGGUGAUAUAUAUAAAAAAAGAUUUUAAAACGUGAAGCAUAUUGGAUAUACACUUUGAAUCCAUUAUAAUCUAAUGGUCUCAAUGAAGAAUUUGAUAUUCAGCCUUUAAUUUUGUUAUUGAUCUGUAUGUGUGGAUUUAUUGCAUUAUGUUCGUUAUGUUGUUGGUAUUUUCUUUUGUUUUCUUGCAGUCAGUCAUUUUCUGAUUGAAAUUUUUUGAUUGAUUCAUAUUUUCAGGUAUUUCUUGAUAUGUAUAUGUUUGUUUUCAGUUAAUUGAUGUUUUCACUUUUAUUCUAGUUAUGUGAUUUGUUUGUUGCCCUUUUUUUUGUCAUGUGGGAUUAUGUGAUACGGGUUUGUGUGUAUAAGGGCGUAUAUUCAUAUAGCCUCUUCCAUGGCCUCAUGGGAUAGGAAAGUGUCCAUCAUUUGCAAACUUCAGAAUCUCGCCAAAUGUAGCAGGUCAUCCGUGUACGUUUUGAUAUUGUUUUGUGUGUCUGAAUUCACAGUACUCAUUUCUUUUGUCUCAGUGUUUUUCACCUACUCAAUAGUAGGGAAGCAUGUGAUUUUAGAUGCAGCUCUUGUGUUCAUUGACUGAUGAAGAGCCAUUAGGCUCGAAGCAUCACCUGUGGUGAGAACAUAAAAUAAAUAUUUUUCUAUUUUUGGUGA